Hippocampus comes (tiger tail seahorse) is the source of this 4455-nucleotide messenger RNA. RefSeq names its product UDP-N-acetyl-alpha-D-galactosamine:polypeptide N-acetylgalactosaminyltransferase 1 (gene galnt1). Lineage: Eukaryota; Metazoa; Chordata; Actinopteri; Syngnathiformes; Syngnathidae. The transcript has 15 exons. Gene Ontology annotation, biological process: protein O-linked glycosylation. Gene Ontology annotation, molecular function: polypeptide N-acetylgalactosaminyltransferase activity. The coding region runs from base 617 to 2290 and encodes 557 amino acids. The record is from RefSeq and is a predicted model, not a curated record. Gene Ontology annotation, cellular component: Golgi apparatus.
AGCAACGAUGCUGGAUCCUGCGUUCGGUCCUCACAUCAUCACCAGCAGCAGCAGCCAAAUCGUUCUUUCCUUCCCUCCCUCAUAAGGAACCGGCCGAGGCAGCACGUCCGCCCCUCAGGCCGCCGAGAGGGACGGACCUCAGUCAGCCGUGGACUCCUCUCUCUCCCCUCACCCGCCCGUCUCCCCUCAUGGAUGUCCCACCUCGUUACGGCUCUAGACGACGGACGCCGCCCGUGUAGAUGUGUGUGACGCCCCACGCCUUACGUUAAGCUUCUUUUUUUUUCAUGCGGUAACCGGUUGGUGUUGGACGGCAGAGAGGAGGAGGAGCGCGCGCCCCCAGUCGUUAGCCGGAGAAGCUAACCGAGCUAGCUAACUUUAGCCGCGACACUUGGCACCCUUGUCGGGGAGUUUUGUGGCUUGCACGCUAACCUGGGGCGGGCUUGGGAUGCCCCGUCACUUUUUUUAAAUCAAGGAGCAUGUUGGAGUGACGCGAAAAGGAGGAAGUGGGAUCUCUGACGCCCUGCCUUCUUUACUGGUGGAGCCCCUUUGCAUCUGACCAGAGGCCCCCUGGACAGGGCCAAUACCGAUUAAAAGAAGUCAAGGUGACGUUACCAGGAUGCGGAGGUUCGCCUACUGCAAAGUGGUCCUGGCCACCUCUCUGGUGUGGGUGAUGCUGGACAUGUUCAUCCUGCUCUACUUCAGCGAAUGCAACAAGUGCGACGACAGGAAGGAGCGAGGACUGCCCGGUAGAGACGACCCCCUGGCGAGGCCGCGGGACGGGCCCGGGGAGGGGGGGAAGCCUGUGGUGAUCCCAAAGGAGAACCAGGAGAAGAUGAAGGAGAUGUUUAAGAUCAACCAGUUCAACCUCAUGGCCUCUGAGAUGAUUGCGCUCAAUCGUUCAUUACCUGACGUCCGGCUCGAAGGUUGCAAGAACAAGCUAUAUCCUGACAAUCUGCCCCGAACUAGUGUGGUAAUUGUCUUUCACAACGAGGCAUGGAGCACGCUGCUGCGGACCGUCCACUCUGUCAUCGACCGCUCUCCCCACACACUCCUGGAGGAGAUUGUUCUGGUUGAUGAUGCCAGUGAGCGAGAUUUCCUAAAGCGACCGUUGGAGCAAUAUGUCCGAAGGUUGGAGGUCCCCGUGCGGGUGGUGAGGAUGGAUCAGAGGUCUGGACUCAUUCGAGCUCGCCUCAAGGGAGCGUCCAUCUCUACGGGGCAGGUGAUAACCUUUCUGGAUGCUCACUGCGAAUGUACGACAGGCUGGCUGGAGCCGCUGCUCGCUCGCAUCAAACAAGACAAGAGAACGGUGGUGUGCCCCAUCAUCGACGUGAUCAGCGACGACACCUUCGAGUACAUGGCGGGUUCGGAUAUGACGUACGGAGGCUUCAAUUGGAAACUCAACUUCCGCUGGUACCCGGUGCCCCAGAGAGAAAUGGACCGCCGCAAAGGAGACCGCACACUUCCUGUCAGAACUCCCACCAUGGCAGGGGGCUUGUUUUCUAUCGACAGAGAUUAUUUCCAGGAGAUUGGCACUUAUGACGCAGGCAUGGACAUCUGGGGUGGAGAGAACCUGGAAAUCUCUUUCAGAAUCUGGCAGUGCGGCGGAACCCUGGAGAUCGUCACGUGCUCGCACGUGGGUCACGUGUUCCGAAAGGCGACGCCCUACACGUUUCCUGGAGGAACGGGACAGAUCAUCAACAAAAACAACAGACGCUUGGCCGAAGUCUGGAUGGAUGAAUUUAAAAACUUCUUCUACAUCAUCUCCCCCGGUGUGACCAAAGUGGACUACGGUGACAUCACGUCUCGCACAGUUCUCAGACAGAAGCUCCAAUGUAAACCUUUCAGUUGGUACUUGGAAAACGUCUAUCCCGACUCCCAGAUUCCCCGCCACUAUUACUCCCUGGGAGAGAUCCGAAAUGUGGAGACCAACCAAUGUCUGGACAAUAUGGCCCGCAAAGAGAACGAGAAGGUUGGGAUUUUCAACUGUCAUGGCAUGGGUGGCAACCAGGUGUUCUCUUACACAGCCAAUAAGGAGAUCAGAACAGACGACUUGUGUCUGGACGUGUCCAAAUUAAAUGGACCUGUCAUGAUGCUGAAGUGUCACCAUCUCAAAGGCAACCAGCUGUGGGAGUACGACCCCGUGAAGCUGAGCCUAGUGCACGUCAACAGCAACCAGUGUUUGGACAAGGCCAGCGAGGAGGACAGUCAAGUGCCCAGCGUCAGAGACUGCACGCACUCGCGCUCGCAGCAGUGGCUGCUCCGCAACGUCACACUACCGGAAGUCUUCUGAUGGCGCACACUCACUUCACACGUACGCGGAGCAACCGGACCAUGAGAAGCCAUGGGGUGGAACGUUUGUCUUUAAAAAAAAGAAAAAACAAGCAACAAAAAAUAGAAUGUAACUAGUGCUCCGUGUGGAUGUGAGAGGACAACACCUGGGAUGGUACGACCUCAAGGAACAGUGUCGCAUCCUCAGGAGGAAGCCGGGGGGGAAAAGACUCCCACCGGGGGAUGCCGGAUGUUCUCGGCGAGUGACUGAUGCCCACCUGUCACAUCAUCAUGUAACGUUUACUGACUGCCUCUUGUUAUGGAGUGUGUGCACUUAAUUUGCGUGUGUGUGUGUGUGUGUGUGUGUGUGUGUGUGUGUGUGUGUGUGUGUGUGUGUGUGUGUGUGUGUCUAACUUGUUUGUUUUGUUUUUUAUAUUUAAUUCAGUCAUGCAUUGUGAAGAGCUCCUAUGAAGGCUGUUUCCCCAUUGUGUGCCUCCUUACAGUGUGUCUCCCCCUAGUGUCUUCUCCUUGUCUUUACACCCUGCAGACAGACGUGGGCCUCAAGGACUGCUACAGACAUUUGGAGAGGCAGAGAAGAUCAAUAACGUUUGUGAUAUCACACCUUUUCUAUGUCCUGUUUUUACAUGGUUGUCUCUUGUCCCGUUUAGCAUUGAGGCUAGAAUACUGCUCACUGCCUAUUUACACACACACACAGACACACACACGCACACACACACAGUCUGACCCUCGAGUCCAUUGGUCGCUCACAUGAAAGCAGGGUUUGGCCAAACGUUUCCACAUUUAUAGCACUCUUGUCUUCAUUUAGGGUCGCAGGUGAACUGGAGAGCCCAAUUAGGCAAGUUAGGAAAAUACAUCCUGCCAUGAGUCUACUUCCUGUACAUCAAUUAAAGAUGCGCCAAACAGUGCACACGAUUUAAUUACAAAAACCAAAAGAGCUUUCGGAACCCUGCUUUAAAGCAACACUCCAGUGUGUGGCGUGACAACCUUCUUCCACCUUAGUUGGUAGCAAAAUUGACCCAUUUGGUUUUUUUUCUGCGGCUUUUCGAGUUCUUGCUUCUCCACAAAGCCUGUCGGAGGGCGCCACUGAGUCGUUUAGGCACAAGAGUUGAGAGGAAGACAUCUUGCACAUCGUCAGCCUCUUAAAAUAAUGGCCUAUGUUCCAUUCUGACAAAACCUUUUUUUUUUUUUUUUUGCCUUAAUCACCUCCUCAGGAUGCUGGCCACAUCUGCUAAAAUCACGACAUAUUUAGUUCAACAGAUCAUUCAAUUUUACCCCUGAUGCAUUUAUUAAUAAAGAGAAUCAUUGAUGUUUUUUUGUGUUUGUUUUAUGUUUUCUGAAAAAAUGACCAGCCAUUAUUUUAGGAAGGUGACGAUAUCUCAGCGUAUCAUAUUUUACCCCGAUUUUACAUCAUAUCUCAUUUAGUUCAGCACUAAUGGCCAUCAUGUUUCAUUGUGUUUUACAUAUCACUGAGAGUCUGUGUUGUCAUCAAAGAUUUUUACAAGCUGUGUUCAGAAUCUCUCCUGCCAUAGUCCCUAAUUACUCUUGCAUAAUCACUAGGGAUUUGUACGUAGUUAACUAUAGGCUUCACUAAAACUGCGACAGUCUGGGGCUGCUUUGCUUAUUCAGGAUCUUUGGUCCGCUAAAAAUCCAGAUACGGCGACUGAGUAUGAAGGGCUUUUUUAAGCAGAGGAUCUACAGUUCACAAAAAAGUCGACAAGAAAAAAAUGAGUAGGGAAGUAACGGAAUGAUUCCAAACACAUUCACUGUGGUCGAAAUUGCGGUUUCUUUUCAUAAUGGACUAAAAAUUGACUGUGUGAUGGUCUGGGGCUGCUUUGUUACUACAGCACCUCUGUGCCCUAACAAGCCUACCACAGCAACAAUAUUAGGAAUUCCUUGUGAGUGGGGGGGGGUGCACUUUUGAGUCCACUGUAUAAAAAUCCAUAUGGAGUGAUUAGGGAGUAGGGAAUGAUGAUUCCCAACAGUGACGGUGUUUACACUCUUUGGAAGAAUCAUUUUAGCAACUGUGACAUGGCCAAGGAGACGUUUUGUGUUUAGAUUGUACUGAAAUGUGCUGACUGACACGUGCAGCUUUUUCGACAGUGAACGCUUCCAAAUAUAGGAAAUAAAAGUGAAGGCAUUUACACGGCCUGUCACGGACAACCGUCA